Messenger RNA from Ostrea edulis (European flat oyster), 1044 nucleotides. RefSeq names its product histone H3. Gene Ontology annotation, molecular function: DNA binding; structural constituent of chromatin; protein heterodimerization activity. Lineage: Eukaryota; Metazoa; Mollusca; Bivalvia; Ostreida; Ostreidae. Gene Ontology annotation, cellular component: nucleosome. The transcript has a single exon. Bases 471 to 881 code for a protein of 136 amino acids. The record is from RefSeq and is a predicted model, not a curated record.
ACGGUGUGUGUAUAGAUCUAUAAGUAUAUGGUAUCAUGUGUUUAUAAUGAAUAUAAUAAAAUUGUGUAUGCUCACUGAGGGUCCUUAACUGGUGAAUAAAUAAAUAAAUGCAUCUCCUUUUAAAUGUUUUUAACAUUUACUUGUCUGUCCAUACUUUUGUAUCCACAAAUAAAUGUUUACAAUUGUACCCUGAAAUCCCUUGUAACACCCCAUCCCCUUCACUGUUUUUUUUUUGUUGUUGUUUUUUUUUGUUUAUGAAUUCUGUGCAAAAUGUGGAUUGAAAUGUCCCAAGUCAAAACCAAUCAACGCUGCAUACCAGCGGCUAAUCGCAGAGUGUCUUUCUGAAGUGUCUUUCUGAACCGCUUAACCAAUGACAAGUGUCGUAAGAUAUGAGAGCGCCGAUUUCGAUUUGCUUAUAAACUGUAGUGUUUCCGAUCGGGCACUUUAUUCUAUCCGAAUAAUUGGAGAAGAUGGCACGUACAAAGCAGACCGCAAGAAAAUCUACUGGAGGCAAAGCCCCACGAAAACAGUUGGCUACUAAGGCCGCCCGUAAGAGCGCCCCAGCCACCGGUGGCGUCAAGAAGCCCCACAGAUACAGGCCAGGAACUGUCGCUCUUCGUGAGAUCAGACGGUACCAGAAAAGCACUGAGCUUCUCAUCAGGAAACUCCCAUUCCAGCGUCUGGUCCGUGAAAUUGCACAGGACUUCAAGACCGAUCUGCGUUUCCAGAGCUCUGCCGUUAUGGCCCUUCAGGAAGCUAGCGAGGCCUACCUUGUAGGACUUUUUGAGGAUACCAACUUGUGCGCUAUCCACGCCAAGAGGGUGACCAUCAUGCCCAAGGAUAUCCAGCUUGCCAGACGUAUCCGUGGCGAGCGAGCUUAAUUUCACUUGACACUCAAACAAACGGCCGUUUUCACGGCCACCUAAUUCUUUCGAAAAGAUGCCUUCAUAUUGCUCUUGAUCAAGAAACUUGUCGUGAAUAAAGUAUGACUGAAUGACAUGCAUAACCCUACAUCCACAAACUACUUGACCCAAGUCUGGUAAA